Podarcis lilfordi (Lilford's wall lizard) is the source of this 40415-nucleotide messenger RNA. NCBI's taxonomy places the organism in Eukaryota, Metazoa, Chordata, Lepidosauria, Squamata, Lacertidae. The record is from the annotation of a GenBank genome assembly.
AAGCCAGGCUUGCUGCUUUCACCCAACCCGCCGCAUUGUCAUUUUUGCAAAAAACCACCAAACUGCGGAGAACGCGGCAACGGUGGCCGCGCGAAGCGGCGCGCGCUGAGCUCCGAGCCACUGCGGGCUGCGCGAGACUCCCGCCCCCACUCGCCUCUCAUCCGCUUCAUUAGCGAGGAGAAGCGGAGGAAGAAGAAGAGAGGUGAUGCGCGCAGGCGCAGGCGCACGAGGCCCGCGUGGGGAGGGAAGGGGGGAAAAGAGAGCCAAAGACCACACACACACACCGAAUGUGGGCGUGGCCUGACGCGCGGUUUCCUAGGAGCCGAAAGUGGAAGAAGGUCGAGUAUGUAAAGCGGGGGGGCGGAGCCAAGGCCGCUCACUGGCUGAGAGUGAGGGUGAAGGGGCGGGGCCUAACGCCUCAACCUCUUGCUGCGCCUCAGGGAUGGCGGAUGAUGGUGAUCGACGGUGGGGGGGGCGGGGCAUGGGAGGCGAGCGAGGGCGGGGGCGGCGCCUGGAGGGAACGGGGAUUCAUCCUUCCCCUCGCUCCUCUCCCUUGUCUCAGGGAGCCUCCGUUGGGCGGAGAGGACAGGUAAAGGCGUGGGGGGGGGGAGUGUGAAGGAGCCGCUGUCACCUUGGCUUGCUUUCCUUUCCGGCUGUCUCUGGGGAGGGGGGGCGGUGUGUUGCUGAGGGGGGGGAGGAAGGGGGCUGGGCAGGCGGUGCUGCUGCUCAGCCCCAAAGGCGAGGGGGGGGGAGAUGCUGGAGGGGGCGGCCUAGGUAAGCCUACCUUUGUGAUGUGAUGUGGGGGGGGGGCGUGGCGCGGUGAGGGGGCCGGGGAACGUCUGAACGGCGCACUUUCUGGCACGCCCACGUGGAGUUUGUAGGCAUGGUCCUUGGUGGGGGGAAAUAGCGCUGCCGGUGGAUUUGUGGAGAGGUUUUUUUGGGGGGUGGGGAGUCAAGCGGCUCUGAAAAGGUGACUUCUAGUGGGGGGAGAAAUGAAGGGCAAAGGUGUGUGGGUUGCAGCUGACGGGAAGGACGCGGGAAUCCUCCGAGAAGAGUGGGGUCAAAUGCAGAGAGAGAGAGGGGCUUGCGUUGCUGUGCGCGUGGGCUCCGGAGGGACCCAUUGGGGCCUGAGCUUGCAAAAAAGGCAUUGGCAUAAGAUACACACCCUUAGGGAGAGGGGAGGUUGAAAUGUAUCCUUUGCUCUAAGGGAGGUCACCCCUCCAAUCUCUGUCUUUUUUGUCGCAUAGAACUGCUGCAUUCUUUUGGUGAACGUUCCCCUUCAGAGUCUCCCCUUCCCACCUUCCUCAAAGCAGUUUUGCAGGCAGUGUUACUUGUUUUGACUUAGUUAAUUGUGAGCUUGGAGUAAUGCCAGUUUGUAUGUGUCAGGUCUCUCUCUCUUUCGACCCCCCCCCCAACCUCUUGUUCUUUGCAGCAGCAGGGAUAAGAGGCUGGCUUGCAUAGAGGGGCUUGCAUUUAAGCACCACUUUAAAAAACAACAUCAGCUUUUCUCAGAACUUCUGAAUUGGAAUGGAAGUACUGUAAGAGGAAAAGAGUGACACUGCAGUUGCUUGUAGUUUACUGUUGAAGGGAAGUAGACUAGGUGGGAAUGUUACUAUUUACAUUAAAAAAUAAAAACAAAAUAAGGCAGCAAUAACAAUUUUUAGCAUGAAUGGCUAGGAUUUCAUGGAGAUACUAUCCAGAUAUUCACAAUAUAAUCCCAAUACCAGUUAGUUUCUCUCAUGGACUACCAAGUUUGGCUAAUUAUUCCGGAACACGUCAGUUUUCAGUCGGUAGUAUCUCUAACUCUUCUCUAUAAAAUCACUUUACUUACUGUGUAUGCUUUUACUGUGGUACGACUGCUCUCUAAACAUGCACAAAUAUCACAUGUUCAUUAGUAGAACAAGAAGCCUUUAAUCUGUCAGGUGAAAACUAAUUAACACUUUCCAUGUCAAAUUAGACUUCUAAUUUUAAAGGACAUAUUAAUCUGUGCUGCUCAUGGCUCUGUAGAUUACAUGUGGUUGCCUUCUCGUGUUUACUUAGAUUACUAUGCAGUGUAAUGUAAGUGCUAUUUAGUUUUGAUAGUAAAUCACAUUUGGCAGAUACAUUUGACAUUUGAAACUAUAGUGCUGAAACUUCUAUGCAGAAAAGUUCGUUGUGGGAUGUACUGCAUUCAGUGGUACAUAAUAACCCAAUGUUUUUCUUUCAUAAUUUAUUCAGAAAGCUAAGUUUUUGUUUCUAAUAGCAUUGACUUCUGCAGUCACCAAGUCAUAGAAAUUGAUUCAGGCUAUGUAGUUUGAGGGAAUCCAGGAAAUGGAAUCUGUGAUCACCACUUAUUGAGCAAGCCAAAUAAUUGAAACUCAUCCAGUAAGUGCUGGCUAUAUGCUUGCUUACUUUUUCGGCAUCUUCAAUAACAUGCUUUCAGGUGGUGAUUGUGAAAAUCAAAACUUAUUCUAAAAGAUGGCCAAGGGAUUGGGGAGCAGGACUGGCUGUUACUUACUUGUGUUUGAGAUUCAAUACAGUUAUCUUCAGUUCAUCUUAUGGAUCCAAAGCAAGCAGUUCUGUACUGAGAAAAAAAAGGGAGCUUCAGAUCCCCUUUGAAGUUUCUCUGUGAUAUAGUCAAUUUCCAAUCUCGCCAUCAUUUUUCUUAAUUUGUAAAAUAUGUAAAUUGUUAGCAUAGCACCUCUUGAUAAUGGAUGUUCUUAUUACAAUUACUUCAUGCUUCAUGCUCAGGUAACUUUCUGUUCAUGAAUUUCAUGGCUGAAUAAUGUUCCAUGGCCUAUUAAAUGUGUUCGUGGGACAGGGAUUAUUCGUUUGUUUUUGUUUUAUUAUGUAUUUUGUGUGCUCAUUUUGUAUUUUAUGUUGGGAACUACACUGUGAUCUUCAGAUGAAGGGCAGUUAUUUCCAGAUAAAUAAAUGUGGUGCUUUUUCAAGAAUUCUGAAAAUGAUGGAAGACCUAUGUGUAGGCAUGCUGUACCACAGUCUAUAGAUGGACGGAUACUCCAAUCGCGUAAUAUAUGAAGUCCUUCCCAUUCUAUUCAUAAUCAUUUGGUAAUAAAUCAAGCUCCUUCUACUAUAGUAAAUGGAAACAAAAAUUCCUGCGAGGUAGUUGUGCCUGCAGUGAGGAUGGGGUUUACUGGCAGAAAUAAAUGAGGCCAUCAGACAUGUCUAUCCUUUCCCUACUGAGUGAUGGUAUAGGUAGUAUCACAAGGUGAAGCAAGUGAGAACUUUAUGGCCUACCCUGCCUCUUCAUGGCUGAAUUAUCCAUUUCCACUAUGCUUGUGGCAACAUUUUUCUGUAGGUUGUUAUAGCCACUCCUUAGGACCUCUCUUUAGUUGUUCCCAUAUCUAGGUGAAAGAUGCCAAGGAAACAGCAAAGCUAUACAGUUGUACCUUGGGUUAAGUACUUAAUUCGUUCCGGAGGUCUGUUCUUAACCUGAAACUGUUCUUAAUCUGAAGCACCACUUUAGCUAAUGGGGCCUCUUGCUGCCGCCGUGCUGUCGGAGCCUGAUUUCUGUUCUUAUCCUGAAGCAAAGUUCUUAACCUGAAGCACUAUUUCUGGGUUAGCAGAGUGUGUAACCUGAAGUGUAUGUAACCUGAAGUGUAUGUAACCCAAGGUACCACUGUAGUUGUCAUAAAAAGUAUUUAAUUUUGUUUUAACAUUUUCACUCUUUGCAUGUUUUGCAAAUGUUUGCAAGAUAUACAGUGGUACCUUGGGUUACAAACGCUUCGGGUUACAAACUCCGCUAACCCGGAAGUAGUACCUUGGGUUGAGAACUUUGCCCCAAGAUGAGAACGGAAAUCGUGCGGUGGCAGCGGGAGGCCCCAUUAGCGAAAGCGCGUCUCAGGUUAAGGACAGUUUCGGGUUAAGAAUGGACCUCCAGAACAAAUUAAGUUCAUAACCCGAAGUACCAUUGUACUUUAUACUUCAUAGCUGAUGUACCGUUGACCUCAUUUUCCUUAAAUGCUAUUUACUUUCCUGUCCUUUUUUCUUACAAGUUCACAAGUUCCUGACUGUUUUCUACAUGCAUGUCUUUCUGAUGUUCUUAAUGAAUAGGUUGUUGGGUUCCUUCCAGCAUUGAAUGUGAUUUCAUUUGACAUGAUACUUCCUAAUUGGGGAAUGAUUUGUGGAUGAGGGUACUGACUAGAGACAGAGGCUACCUAUAGGCUGCUGAAUACACUCCUCAUUAUGACAACACUUAAUUUGCUUCCUCAAGCUUUGUCCUAAGCAGUGAAGUAGCAAUGACAAGUUCUGUAACAGCUUCUGCUAUAAUAUCAAAUUUCCCCUCUCACUUUUCAGUAGUACAGUAGUAUGGUAAAGGGACCCCUGACCAUUAGGUCCAGUCGCGGACAACUCUGGGGUUGUGGCUCUCAUCUCACUUUAUUGGCCGAGGGAGCUGGCGUCCAUGGCCAGCAUGACUAAGCCGCUUCUGGCAAACCAGAGCAGUGCACGGAAACACUGUUUACCUUCCUGCUGGAGCGGUACCUAUUUAUCUACUUGCAGUUGGUGCUUUCGAACUGCUAGGUUGGCAGGAGCAGGGACUGAGCAACGGGAGCUCACCCCGUCGCAGGGAUUUGAACUGCCAACCUUCUGAUCGGCAAGCCCUAGGUUCUGUGGUUUAACCCACAGCGCCACCCGUGUCCCACUACUUGUUCUUACUGCUCAUUUGGGUUUGAGGGUUAAUGAUACUGAAUAUAUACAGUACAGUGUUAAUCUGGGGCCAUGACAUUUGCAGCAUGAUGCUAAAGCUGAAAAGUGCGUUUUAAAAAGAUAAUUAUUGCAUAUUUCCCAUGUCCAUCUUCAAGAGGUCAGGGUAGUUGGACACUAUUAAAAAUCUGCCCAAAAUUUGUAGAAUAAAUACAAAAGCAAAAUCAAUCACUCUAAAAGCAAUAUCUUGUUAGGAAAAAAAGUAAGAACAAUUCAGCCCAGUUUCAAGGUUUCUCCACCCAGGCAAGUAAAAGCAGUUCUAAAAAUGGUAUAUACAUAUUUAAAGUCUUCAAAGAUAGAUUCUGGAAGCCUACCUUUGGUUCUAUCCACAUGGGGCUACCACUGUGUGUUGGAGAUCAGUGUUCUUCCUUUCUGACUUAACCUGGCUAGCAUAUGAUAAUUUGAUAAAACGUUCCAAUAAUUCCUUAUGAUACUUCAGAUUGCACAUGAGAAGAACCAUGCAAAGCAUGCAGGACUCAAGCCAUUUAGAGUUUUAAAGGGACAAUAGUCACCAGUUGCCUUGCAGAAUUCCAAAACACACUCAGGCUGUGAGCCUGAGUGACAGGCAAGCCCUUUUCAGUUUAACUAUUAUUUUGAAUUUGAAGGGGUGGCUAAGGUAGGCUAGAAAUAAAUGGAAUAAUAAGGGCAAAUAUGCCCUGAAGUUAAAUGCAAACCAGGGAGAAACAAUUUUCAAAGUCAAUAUCUCACAAAGUGUGCCCUCCAGUCAACCUUCAGCUACGUGCGCUGAAAUAGCUUAGUUUUUGCAUGGGUUUACCUUCUGAGAUAUGUAGUAUAAAUAAUUGUGCACACACAUUCUUAAUUAAAGAAUUGUGACCUUCCAUAUUCUUCCAGUGGGAACUUGACCCAAAUAAGUUAUGUAAGAGCUGAUUUGUCUUCCUCAAAUUUCAAAGUGUUACUGGGAGCCAAAUCUACCAAAAAUAGUAAGAUGAAGACUAGCUUAUUUGUGUUUAAUGGAAAUUUUACAGGAAUUUUAGGGGCUUGAUUACUAUGCUCAGUAGUAAACAGUGAUUCUUGGUAACCCUACUAGAUAAUGUGUGAAGCUGUGCCAUUCAUUUACAUGAGAACUUCAGGUUGUGUUCUGAAUUUUUACAUACAUAUUCUACCCCCCCCCCCCAUCCUAGAAUGGCAAAACCACCUGCUAUAUAUUAACGAAAAAUUCCCAUAGGGUACUUUGCUUCAGAACAUUUUCUGAUACAAAGCUAAAAACUUUGAAAUUGCCAGGCUUUGAAAUGGUAAUGUAUUUACAACUGAUUACCAAUUAACGUACGAAAUGUUUCUUUUUUCCUUUUGCAGGCAAAAAAUGGCUUAGAAAAUUUGGAAUAUUUUCCACCCAUCCCUAGUUAGUCAAUUAAGACUGCUUUCUGGAAACACAGAGAACAUACAUCCUAGUAUGUUUUCCAUGCUUAGUUGGCAUUACUUUGAGCAAGUGCUGCUCAAAUGCACUGAAAUUCUCUGGCUUUGUAAGACCUAAUGCAGCUUUUGUGUUUAAAGGGAAAGAAUUGCAAGUAAACCAAUUUAACACCAGGCGUAUAUCAAUGUGUGGACAUACUGAAUAAGGUUAAAAAAACACACCUGUCUGCUGAUGGUUCUGCAGUACCAUUAUUUCCAUUAUUCCUAUCCUACAUCACUGCCCCCUUUUCUGUCUCCUCACAAAUUUUGUUGCAGAAUUCUAGUGACCUAGAUCACACCUGCACCAUCCAUUUGAAAUGCUAUUAUACCACUUGAACAGUCAAGGACAAUAAUGGGAACUAUAGUUUGAGGGUGACCCCACAGAGCUGCAAUUCUCAGCGCUCCUAACAAACUAGCAUUCUGAGGAUUCUCCAUGACUGUUGAAGAGGUAUAAUAGUGCUUUAAAUGUAUGGUGUGGAUGUGACCUUGGAGUGGUGAAAUAAUUCCUGAGCUGAUACAAUUACUUUGGAGUUCAGAUUAUUUUCCAUAUAUGUGGAAUGUCUUAAUUUUGGCAACCCCUGAGAUCAUGGGGGGCGGGGGGAAGGGACCUGAAAAGGGGACCUUUCCCACUGUUGUCCUGCAUUCUGGAAUGUGCUUUUUCCUUUCCAUACCUGAAAUUUCAGUUGUUUUAGUGUUUUGGGGUUUUGUAUUGCUAUAUAGGACUUGGAGAUUUUAAAAAUUAUAUGUGGUUUAAACAAAUAAUAAAUUGUACUCAGUAUUUUAGCAAGUAGUGGUAGUUAGUGCUGUAUAGCUAGAGAGAGUCUUUAGUGAUUACAGUCUUGUGCAUAUUUGGCAAUAGAAGUAUAAACUGCAUUGUUGAACAGAUGUUAUAACACACCGUUGAGGAAACUCUCCUUUUUGUUUGUUUGUUAAAGGUGGCUUUCUAGAAGAUGACCAUAGAGGAUCUUCCUGACCCUUCCAUAGAAGGAGAUCCAUUGACUAAAAGAUACCAGUAUCUUAUUCCGGGUUCUGAAGAUUCAAUCACCUAUUCUGUUUCUGCAGCACCAAUGCCUUCUGAAUGUGGUAAGUAUAUUUAUAAAAAGGAAUAACUUGUAACAACUGUUUUCAGAAUGUUAAGUUGAGGAAGAUACAUGCAGAUGGAUUUCGGAAUGAUGCACUCAACUCGGAAAACAAAGUUCAUUUCGAAAUGGUCUCAUCUGUCUCCCGUAUCUAAAAUGUGUCAAAUCAGCAUCAAAUCAAUGUGCUAGAUGCUGUAGAAUACAAUCAAUUUUACAGUCUCCCCAAGCAAUCAAUUUAUUAUGCAAAUAAUGCAUAAACAAUGCAGAUUUCUUCUCCCAAAGUAACACACUUAUUCCAAAAUGACGUUUUCCCAGCACUCAGACAGCAAUAUUUUGGUGUGAGGCAUCUAUAUUAUUUGGAGUGCUGUGUGAAAUAUUUGUGGAAAUGUCACAGGAGCCUAUUGGCUAGCGUUCAUGACACUGUAUGUGUGAAGGCGUUGUGUGAUGUAGUGAAUAGAGAGACUGGGGAGAUGCCUGCUCAGAAAAAAGUGCAGUGGGGUGACUGCCUCAGCCAGAGCCCAUUCAUUAAGUUAAAAUUUGAGUAGGGGCACAUUGGAAACUGCAUAUGCCUCAACAUUUUACAGAUGGGGCACUUUUGUACAGUGGUACCUCGGGUUACAGAUGCUUCAGGUUACAGACUCUGCUAACCCAGAAAUAGUACCUUGGGUUAAGAACUUUGCUUCAGGAUGAGAACAGAAAUUGUGCUCCGGCGGCACGGCGGCAGUGGGAGGCCCCAUUAGCUAAAGUGGUGCUUCAGAUUAAGAACAGUUUCAGGUUAAGAACGGACCUCCGGAACAAAUUAAGUACUUAACCCGAGGUACCACUGUAUACUUAUUGGCUAGUCAUAGCCUGCAUUAAGGGUCUGUUUGUGUUUUUCAUGUGAGCGCACACGAAUUAAGAAUGCUUCAAGCUGGCCCUGUAUGUGUUCAUUUUAAUCCUUACCACAAAUACAGCUCUGUGAUAGCCUGAGGAAAAACAGAAGUUCACUGACCUUCAGUUUCCAUCACUUGGCCAAGUGAGGCAUCUAGUUUCCAUGCCUUCUAAAAAUAGCCCCAGCAGGCUUUAUUUCCCCCCGCCUUUCCCCUAUUUCCCAAGGUUUUGUUAGUAUUCUCUUAAUGGGGAGGACGCCAUUGGUGCCUUCUGUGUCAUCGUCCUAAUCAUAUUUUUCUCUUCACCUUCUGCAUCCUUGUCUAAUUACAUCAAAGUGAAAUGUCCACACAGGGCCUCAACCCUUUUCUUAUGCACACAUCCCUUCCCGCAAUGCAAGUUAUGUACAUGUUUGUGGGCCUGCGUGUCACAGGUUCAUGCCCAAACUUACUUUUCCUUUUCCUAGGUGCUGCAGGAGACACAAUAUCAUCAUUUGGGCCAGCCCCAUUUCAAUCAGGGUUGAUGAUGCAGGGUUAUUUGAAUUACCCAUGAGCACAACAGCUAUCUUUGCAGUAUGCUGCUAAAUUUUAAUCCCUUCUUAAACCCACCACUUGGGAAGAAUGUGUUCAGUCCCCACUGGGAAUGCUUGUUUGCUGCCUGGAUUUCUUUAGAAUUAAAUCUCUCCUGUAGCGACAGAAACUAUGACCGGUAACAUUGCUUUAGUAAUGAACUCUCCUUCAUGUUAGGCUAGGUAGCCUCCUAGGACAUGCUACUUCCUUACCAAGCUUUUGUGGGCUAUGAUUGCUGUGUAUGACAGCAGCAACUGCAUUAUGAUCCAUACCUCAGCAAUUAUGGUAUGACUUUUACAGGUGGCUCCAAUUCACAAGGCUGUGUGGGAAAACAAUCUGUAUAAUAUGGACCACUCUGGUGUAAAGAAAGCUGCUCUCAGGCACCGAUGUUUACUUUAAAACUUCUUGCAAAGAUCUCUGACUGUGCGUGGUAUUAAAUUUUUGGAUUUGGAAGAAAUAGUAAUUCUUGGAAUCCAUUGCUAGUGCAGUCCUAAACAUUCUUGCACAGAUAUGAGCUUGAGUGCCCACAGGCUGUGCUUCAGUCACAUUGAAAUUCAGCAUACAUUGUCUCUACUUAGCUAGAGACUUUAUUAUAGAGUUGCCUUAUUUUGUUUUGUCAGUUCCUGAAUAUGUUUCAGUGAACUGACAGACCAGGCUGACAAGAUGGCGAACCACCUUGACAAUUCAUCACACAAAGAUCUUGUUUAGUGAUUUCACCCUGUUCUUCAAAAUCUUAAUUGAUGGCUGUAUAGCAAGAACUGUGGGGAAGCCAGAGCACUAACAUGCGCAGACUAAUAUUUCAUGCAUGGCCAAAUUCAUCCAUCAAGAACUUGCAAGCCAAAAGUUAUCAUGGCUUGGUUAAGGAUUGUACCCACCUGAAAUAAAUAGCAUGCUGCCAGGUAGAUUUUCACUUUGAAAAGUACAAGCGUUAAUCAGCGGUGACAAAGUGACGUGUUAGAACAAGUGAUCCAGCUCUUAAUUACUGUAGAAAUCUCAAGUAGUGACUAAAAAACAAAACAAAACAAAAACCUUUCUCCAAAUUAUAUACAUUGUGCUUGCUUGACAGUUGAAUAGCCUGUUUGCUUUCAAGUGAAUGUUUGUAAUGCUCCCUCUUUUCUGUGUUGUGCAAUCACUCCACAAUUCUAAGAACUCUCCAGUGCAAGGCUCUCUGUGAGAGGCAGUUCGACUCUAGCUCAUCCUGAAGGAGAUGUCUUACUCAUGAGCACAUUAACGGUAGAAUGCCUUUAGUCAGGGUAGUAAGAGAAACUAUAUAAAAGGGCUUGUCAGUCAGCUCAGUAUUUAUUUCAGUGAUCCUCUGCAGUGUGCAGGGCUUUCCCAGUAGGCACAGCAGUAUAUCUCAAUGUUGUUUCAAUUCAGCAUAUGUUCCUUGAAUGUCAAUUUUUUAAAACAUCAAUUUCUCCCCACAAGCCCGCUUGAUCUUCAGCAUAUGAACCUUCUUUCGUUUGCUGGCAAAUACACUGAUUGGCACACUAUUAAUGCAUUUUUAAAGCUAAUUCUCCUUCAAGUUCUUGUGGGAAUAAAUGCCUUAGUCCUGAAAAGAAAGUUGUGCAUCCUGAGUUUAUCCUGAUUUGCUUGCACAGUGGUUGUAUGUUGCCUUCUUAAUCAUUCAUCCCAUACUUUUCAGUGAAUUUCCCUGUCAUCUCCCUACCUGUGGAGAGUCCUAGUUUUUUUUUUAUAAAGUAUAUUUGUUGUACCAGGGUGACAGAGUGCUUUGAUACACUUUCAUUGUGCAAAUCUUAAUUUCCAGUAUGUGCCUGAAUGCGUCCCACAAAAUACUGCCAGUUUGGAGACAACCUCUUCCUUCACAAGUAGCAUGGAAAUGCAGUGGGCCAGCAGAGAGCCGAUCCUUCUUGCACCAGUCUGCUUAGUGGAAGGCUUUCCACCCUCUCAGCCUGUAUUUCCAUUCUGCCCAUUGAGAACGAGACUCCCCCCCUCCCCUUGUGGGAAUCAUGGAAGUGCAAGCUACUAAUAGAGACAUGUUAAAAAAUGAAAGAGAAGCAGGCUAGUACCGUAUUUUUCCGUGUAUAAGACGAUCCUUUUUGCUAAAAAAAAAAAGGCAAAAAUUGGGUGUCAUCUUAUACACAGAUAGUGAAUGCAGAGGGGGGACAUGUGAUUAAUGGCAGCAGCAAGCAGGAGAUUGGCAGUGGCAAUUGGGCAGGCGAUUGGCGGCUGCGGCAAGUGGGCGGAUGGGCUGUUGGUGGCGACGAGCAAGUAGACAAUUGACUGCAGCGAGGUGUGCAAUCAGCAGUGACUGUGGCAAGCAGGUGGGUGAGCGAUUGGCGGAAGUGACCUCCCCCACCCCCUAAAAAAGCUAAACAAUUUAAUUUCUUAAUUUUGGGUUAAAAAAAUUAGGGGUCGUCUUAUACAUGGGAGCGUGUUAUAGACAGAAAAAUAUGAUACGGUAAUUUUCACAGACUUAUUUACAAGGCUGUGAUAUAUGUGAGUUUUCACCUGCCAAAGACAGAAUUGGGCAAACCAGAGCUUGAAUCAUCGUGGUCAACCUGCCACUGCUCCACACAAAUCCUCAUCUGCUUGCCUGCCCAUAUCAACCAGGGACAUGUGCUCUUUUCUGUAACGCAGAUGCAUAUACCCCACGUUGCUCAUCAUUCCUUGUCUUGUCACUGCUUGGUCUGUUCUCAUGCUUGCAAAGAGAUUUUAAUAUAAGCCAGCAGCUGCUGUUUUCUCCUCUAUUAUUGCUCAUGCCCCUCUUUUCUAUUUCUUCUUCCCUAAGCUGACCACAUUUGGGAAACUGCAUAUUAUAUACUCGGGUCGUUCUUUCUCUUCUUGUAUCCUCAGCACCUUACCAAUGUAUGAAGCUCUGCUUCAUGUUGGGAAGAAGGCAAUUGUCAAAGCUAAUCUGUUUUAAUUAGAAAAACCUUCCUUGCGUGGCCAAGGAUAAGGGUGGUUAGCUCUCAAACUUUACCUGUUAAUAGCCUUCCUGAUGACUGACCUAACUGUGCAGUCACUAAAAAUGUUUAAUUGUGCCAUAAAUAAAACCAAUUCCAACUGUACAGCUCUCUUAGUGCCAAUAAAUUGAUCUGUUUAUCCACUCCAACGUUGCAUACAUCAAUAGGUUUUUAUUUAAACCACAUCCUUAAAUUUUCUUAACUGACAAACAGAUGCAGUUAACUAAGAAGUAAGGAACUGCUACUACUUAUUCCUUAUGCAAACUCUGUAAAUUCUCAAUAGCUAGCAAAAUGUUGAUUAAUUAGGCUAAGCUAGGUUUCUGAUGAGUGGCUUCAUUUCUGAUGCUAAUUAUUCUGGGUUAUAUAAGUUAACUUUGUGUGUUAGAUUUCCCCCGUAACCCCCCCUCCCGCUCUGCUGCUGUAGCCCAGUAUUCCAGAAUGAUUGCUGAAUUAAACUUCACAUUUUGCAGGGAGACACACAACUCUUACGAGGAUCAAACUACUUGUUACAUGCAAUUUCAUAUAUAUAUUUUCCUGAAAAGAUUCAAAACAAAACAAAACAGCUGCUUGAGACUAAAGCCCAGAGCAAAAAAAUUGGGAGCAGUGCUUAACACUUUCACUGCAAAAUAUAUUUCAUCUUAGAACUGCCUACCCCAAACCGUUUCACUUUUCUUCCUAGAUAGGAGGAACUACUUUGAGGGCUAUUUUUAGAGGAAAUAAUGUCCACAAGAGACAUCAUCAUUGCCUCAAACAGUUACUUUUUCAUUAAGCAAAAAUUUGUUCAAGGGAAUGUUACACAGAACUCAGCCCAACGGUAGUUUGGUCCAGAGUUUAUUCUUCCUGUGAAGUAAUUUCUUUUUUUCUGAACUAUGCUGUGUAGAACAAUUAUGUGUUGAUAUGUGAGGCUUCUAUUUUGUGGAUAUUAUUUAUAUUUUGUCUAUUCAAUAAUAAAGCUACAGUGUUUGCCAUCAAGUCAGAGAAUUUGUUACUAUUUGUUUGUAUGUAUAUCAUGUUCACAAAUUUGUUGGGCAUUUCUUACUGCAAAGUACUUUAGAAACUCAACCUACUUUUUCUUAUUCCCAUAGAGUUCUCCUUUUUUGAUCCUAAUGAUGCGGCAUGUCAGGAGAUUCUGUUCAACCCCAAGACAUCUGUGUCUGAACUAUUUGCUAUCUUAAGACAAUGGGUCCCCCAAGUUCAACAGAACAUUGAUGUUAUUGGGAGCGAGGUGAGAAAUAUAUGGUGAUUUAUAACGAAAGGUAUUUUUUGUGUCUGUGCCUUGACUUCUUUGUGGAACUAACUAACUCACUCUGCUUUUAUUUGAGAGCUAAUGUUAUCAAAAUAGCAUCACCUCUGAGGUGCUUUGGCCUUAGAAAUUCAGCUGUUAAAAUAAAAACUUGAAUUCUUGGUAUUAUAUUAAAAGGGAGUGAGCACCACAAAAGUGAUUUUAUCUUGUAUUUUUAUGCUGUGAACUGUCCUGAGAUCUACAGAUGAACUUUAUGCUGUGAACUGUCCCGAGAUCUACAGAGAUCUACAGAUUUCAUAAAAAAUAAAAUAAAAAGUGUAUUGGGUGUUAGCAUAUAUUCCUAGGCUUUCAUAAGCCUAGCAGAUAACAAAAUUCCCUGCUGAAACCUGGAGAGCUACUGCUAUUCAGUAUAGACAAUGCUGAACUUGAUGGACCCAAGAGUCUGGCAUUGUGUAAAGCAGCUUUCUGUUCCCAAGAUAGUGCUAACAGAAGCAUAACGCGAAUGCAUUAAAGGAGAAUAUUUUGUUAAUGUUGAUGUUGUGAACCACCCUGUGAUCUUUGGAUGAAGGGCAGUAUAGAAAUGUAAUAAAUGAUAAUAAUGACAACAACAUGACAAUAAGCCAUUAACUAUCCCUUUGUUGCUGUGAAAUGUAUAACCAAAUUGGUCUGAUAAUGUACUGAGAUGAAAUUUGUUGGCAGGUAUUGCCGUGAGACUGAGAUCUUUUUAGGUUAAAUAGCUGCAUCAUAUAUGGUUCUGUUCUAUCGUUUCUGCAGAUCAUUAAGAGAGGCUGCAAUGUGAAUGACAGAGAUGGAUUGACUGACAUGACUCUCUUGCAUUACACAUGCAAAUCAGGGGCUCAUGGUAUUGGUGAGUGAAUCAACUUGAGACCUUCACUGCCAGCCGUCUUUCUAGCAGAAGGAGAGGUUUUUCUACCUUUUCCACUGGCUGUGCUGCCACUGUGCUUAGAUUGACGGGUUGAGGAGGGCUGUAUCCUUGAGGCUAUCCAUGUACCCGGUGGGAAUAUUCUUUAGCUAUAUUAAAACUGCUAAGCUGCUUCUUGAUCACAGAAGAGUUCUCAAAGAUGCAUAAGAAGUACAAUCUCAUGAACAUGUCAAGUAAUGGUUAAGCAAUAACCUUUUAGCAGCUGAGAAAAGCAUGUACUGAAUCGGCAGAAAGUCCAAGCAAACAGCCUUUUGAAAACAGCAAUGAACAAUGCUGUUGAAGGCUUGCCAUAAAAGGGAUGGUUUUCAUUAGUUAAUGAAAGAUUAUUAAGGAAAUGUGCCUGAUUCCUCUUUCCAUUCCUAAGUCUCUAGAGAUUAUUGAGUAUCUGCAUAAUCACCCAAUCUUCCAUAAAAGUGGAGCCUGGAAGCUAUAUGGUCACGUCUCUUUGAUUGUACUCAGUAGUGUGCUUGUUUGUGGUUUCUUCUUGCCAAGUCUUCUAAAGAUAGCAGACUCUAAGAUGAAAGCAUCAGAUUUUCACUUCCAGGGUUGUUGUUUUUUGCCUGUUCUAUGUCUCUAUAAUUUUUGUGACCUUCUACAUAGCACUUUUUGAUACACAUUUUCCCCUACCAACACCGUGCAGGUGAUUAAACGCAAUGCAGGUGAUAUCAUUUGAAUUGGAAUUUGAUUCUUUAUCUUGAAACAUGAUUAAUAAAACUAUUGGAAGGACGCAGUGUGGACACAUGCUUUCUAAAAUCACCUGACAUUCAAAAACGAAUGCUUUAAAUUCUAACCCGGUCUCUGUUGGCUUUGUGUAUGUGUGUCUAUACAUGCUUUAGAGCUGCGACUCAUGAUCCACUUGAGGUAGAGCAUUUGCUUUAAACCUGUCUUACUCAUAUUCAAGCCAACAAGCAUAUCUCCCUUGGCACAAGUGUUCUGGUUUGAUGUGCUUUGGCAUUGUGCCGCUGAGUAAAUGACCCACUCUGCCUGGGGUGGUUGUGCAUUAGCCCUGUGCCAUCAUACCCAGUGCAGGGUGGGGAAUAUGAUUCAUUGUGAGUCAGCUCAUGUCCCAUCAUUCCUGUUUUAAGAUACAAAGGAUAUUUCAGCCCCUUCUCUUACUUCUACAAACCAAGACUUAAUUAAGCCUUAAAUCAAAGCAUUUUGAGCUGCCUGACGUGUCAUAAAAAUCCUACAGAGAAGCCACUUCUAUGUAGAACUGAAUGCAAAAGCCACAUAUAGGCUUUCCCCAUGCAAGUGCACAUAGGAAGUCCUGUAAAGCUUACUUUCACUUUAUUUUCCUAACUGUGUUCAAAGGCAAUAACUGCCUGACUAGUCCUUAAAUCUGUCUUGUCAAGGAACAUCUUGCUUCGAAUGCCUUGGCUUCAUAACUGUUGCUGUAAAGUUGCCAACAAUCUUUGGACAUGAUGUCCAAUUAUCUAACAUACUGAUACAGCCUGUUAAAUAACCACAAAACCAGUUAUAAAGUGCCGUUUUUAAAAAUCUGCUUUGCAGGGGAUGUUGAGACUGCCGCCAAAUUUGCCUCCCAACUUAUUGACUUGGGUGCAGAUAUCAAUUUGAGGAGCCGUUGGACAAACAUGAAUGCUUUGCACUAUGCUGCCUACUUUGAUGUUCCAGAACUCAUUAGCGUCAUUUUGAAAAAUGCAAAGUCAAAAGGUAAAUAUUGCCAAAUGUAAUAGCAAUAGAUGCUGUAUUUCUUACCUGUGUUGAUACCUUCAGUGUCACAAAACGGCUUUCCCCCAUGUUAUUUUUCUUGACACUAUGAAACUGACUGAAAAAUGGAGAGUGAUUUGCAUCUUAAGGCAUCUGUUGUGAGAACAUGGUCCAACAGUCCAAAAUGGCAUUGCAGGUCCAGUUUGUCUCUUCCCCAUCUGUGCUAUGCAGUGAAUCUUAGCUGUGUCUUGAUGCAGCUCUGUCUUUUCUGACUUUGGUUCAUCAUCAUUGACUGUUACAUCAUUGGUUGUGGGUAGGGGCAUGGAGAACUUUACAUGUCCACAGUUUGUCCUUUACAGUGUCCAGAUAGUCAGAUGCAUAUUUACCAUCCAUGUCCAUCUGAAUAUGCUGACAUUGUUAAAAAGCACAUUUCUGCCAUUCAAAGCUGCAUAUUUUGAACCUUACAAAGGUAAUGCAUCUUAUGACAAAGUAUGGAAAGCAACGUCAGAAGUGAACGUAUAUGAUGUGCAAACUUUUCUCUAAUCUAAAUUUUUGUAUCUUUGUUUGGAAUUCUUCUUUCACUUCGUCAUUUUUUGUAACUCAGUGGUAACAUUCCAUGUCAAUUGCAUUCCACGUUUUAAUAUUUUGUUGUAAGCCGACUGGAGUGGCUGGGGCAACCCAGUCAGAUUGUUGGAUGCUAUUGUUAAUCUUUUAUUUGGCCAAGUAAUAAAUAUAUGAGAGCUGAAGCCUUUAUAAAUUUCUACUGGGAUGGGUGGGAAAAUGCACAUGUUUUGAGUUGGUUCUCUGAGAAUGCUGAUUAAGUAAUGGAACAGUGAAAAAACAAAGGCAAACUUGUUUCAGUCACUGUUUCCUGACUUUUUGAUCCCUCUUAUUGGAGAAGUAGUGUUGGAAAAUCUAGCAAAUUCAUUCUGGAGAAUGUAGGAAAAGUUGUAGCACUUUUCAUCUUGCCCUUUGGAGCAGAAUCAGAGAGAAUUUGAGGCUGUAACUAAAUACUGUCACUAAAAAGGAUGUUGCUUAUAAUGGUGUUCCUUGUUGAGUUGUUUUUUCUUUCCCUGAUAAUGCAUCACUUACCCAUUUUGUGACCCCCCCCCCAAUUGUGUGCAUUUCCUUGUUCACAUUCCAUAUUGUUACCAGCUGCUGGCCUGAAAAUAGAGUGUAAUGCAGAGAGGAGAAGGAAACACCUGACAUUUCUCCCCCCCCCCAAAAAAGCAUCCUUGUAUUGCAUGCGAUGUUUAGUUCUUGCUUGAAUGUAAAUGAACACAUUUCUUCACUGGUACUGUUCAUAUAACUGUGCUGCUGACAAGCAACUCUAUUUGAGUCAGGAGAGGCCGUGCAGGUUGUGGAUCAGAGUCUGGAUGCAGUGGAGGGAUGAAUGAAGGCCAAUAUGCUGGUGCUGAAUUGUAACAAGAUGGAGGCUUGGUGGUUCCUUUGACUGGGAAAUGGAGAGAGAGCAUGUUUUUUAUGGUGUUGUAUUCCCCCUUAAGCAGUGUCUUUGUAGUCUGUGCGUACUCUUUGAACCAUUUGUAGCGAUGGAGCAACUCCUCUAUGAAAAAAGGCUGCAGCAGUUAGCGCUUUUUAAUUUAGAGAAAAGGCGCAUAAGAGAUGACGUGCUAGAAGUUUAUAAAAUGAUGUAUGGUGGGGAAAGAGCCCCUCCACCCAAUAACACUAGAAAUCAUGGAUAUCCCAUGAAGGCGAGUGUUGGAAGAUUCUGAAGAACGUCCUUCACGCAGCGGAUUGUUAAAUCAUGGAACUCUCUCCCACAUGAGGCAGUGAUGGCCAUCAACCUAACUGGCUUUAAAAGCGGAUUAGAGAAAUUUGUGGAGGAGGGGGUUAUUGAUGGCGACUAACCAUGAUGGCAAAGGACGCGAUUGGCGCUGUGGGUUAAACCACAGAGCCUAGGACUUGCCGAUCAGAAGGUUGGCGGUUCGAAUCCCUGCGACGGGGUGAGCUCCUGUUGCUCGGUCCCUGCUCCUGCCAACCUAUCAGUUUGAAAGCACGUCAGAGUGCAAGUAGAUAAAUAGGUACUGUUCCAGCGGGAAGGUAAACGGCGUUUCCGUGCGCUGCUCUGGUUUCGCCAGAAGUGGCUUAGUCAUGCUGGCCACAUGACCCGGAAGCUGUACGCCGGCUCCCUCGGCCAAUAAAGCGAGAUGAGCACCGCAACCCCAAAGUCGGCCACGACUGGACCUAAUGGUCAGGGGUCCCUUUACCUUUACCUAACCAUGAUGGCUAUGCUCUGCCUCCACAGAUUGGCAAUGUAUCUGAACGCCAGUGGCUAGAAAGCACAGGACGAUAUUUAGUGUUCUUGGGCUUGUAUCCUGCUUACUGGUUUCCCACAGGCAUCUGGUUGGCCACUGUGAGAACAGGAUGCUGGACUAGAUGGGCCAUUGUCCUGAUCCAACAGGCUCUUCUCACAUUCUUGUGACCAUUUUGACAGGACAGAAUCCUUUCUUCCCUGUUCCUUACCCUCGUUUUGAUUUCAGCGUGGCAGGUGAAAGGCAUGUUUCUGUUUCAAAACAAGUUCCCAGAGAGAUUUCUCCACCCACGCUGAUCCUGAUCCAGGGAUGGCAGCUGUUUGCCUGCUUAUCUGCAGGGUGCAGUGAUUUAUGUAGUUAGCUUCUCAUGGCACAUUUCACCAGUUUUGUGGGCAGGGGUGUGAUGAGGACUCGAGAGGCUUUCUGUCCCUCCCUCAAUGGACGAUCAGAAAUUCUUUCCCCCUCUGGAAACAGAUGAGCUGGACAGUGAGAGGCUGAUAGCAUGAGUCAACCAUGAGAUGGCAUUCACAUAAUUCGGGAAUACUGCACAUGAAACUUGACUGCUGGACAUUCUAACCUUGUUGCUAGGAUCUUUUUUUCCUUUCCCCUGAAACAUCUUUAUGCAUACAGAGAUAAUCAGGGUGAUUGCCAAAAAGAUGGACAAACAGCUUCUGUUCAGAUUGGCAGUCAAAUGUUAUAUGAUACUCCUAGCCAUUAGGAUCUGCAGCAACAUGUUCUGUUCUCUUUGGUGCUAGGCAAACUUGUCUGCAGCUUGUUGGAUAUUACACGCCCGUUGUAAUCUACUUCAGGAAAGUGAAGGGCUUACAUAACCCUGAAAGGGAACUGUCAGGGAACUGCCAUCAGUGCCGGAGGGAGAGAGCAAAAUCCAGAGGGAUUCCAGAGAGCGUCCCGGGAUUGGGAGAGGCAGCCCAUCUUCUGGGGAAGAGACUCAGCGUAGCACCAGUGGAGAAGGGGGGCAGAUGGGGGAAGCGGCGAGGCGGUCCCAUGACUCCUUGCCGGGGACCAGCGGGGAGAGUAGGGGUCCUCCGCUGCCUACGCCCUCCUUGCGCAGAAGGCUUUCGCGCAGAGAGAGUAGGAGGAGACUAGGCGUCAAAGAGCUUCUUUGCUGGAAGAAGUUUAAGAAACGCCCACUGACGGAUUCUGCCAGCGAUUGAGACAGCCACGGGUGAGUGGCUGUCCGGACAGAAAAGGUUCAUUCAGGCAACCCAGCCAGGUGUUUGCACCGGCUUACGCACGAGCAACCCCUAGAACCAUUACAGGAACUUUACUUGGUUGACUCCCAGAAGACUGAAACUCUCAGUUAAGGAAACUGAGAUCAGGACAGUGUUGCAACAGCUGAUUUGAUUUGGCUCAUGACAUGUAUUCCAAAAUUUUCAGGGGUUUGAUCUACAAAUGGAAUGCAGUUUGUGGAGCAACAUCUCUCUCUGCUAAUUAAUCCAUUGGAGUGCAGUUGUCAAGUUGCGUUGCUGCUUACAGGCAGGGAUUUGCAGCUGUUAUCUACAUGGAAUCAUCAUAUUUGAUAAAUCUUCAUGGGGGACUGUGGAUGCCUUAUUUUGUUUAUUAAUUUACUUGUGUGUCAAGGUGACUUGCAAACAUUUAACAAAAACAGCGGAAAGACAGUUUUUAAAAAUGUAACAGAAAAUAACUGGUAAUAAAUAGGUGUUUAUUUUCUAUUGUUUUUAAAUCCUAAGACAGAAACCUUCUCAUCCAGCUGGAAAAGCUUGUUAAAAUGAAAUGUCUUCAAUUGUGUCCGGGAAGUACAAAUAGUGGUCGCUUGUCAUAUCUCAACAGGCACCUUGAUUUUUUUUUUUUUAAUUUGCUUUCAUAAUUGCAUCCAAUUUGGAAUGCAAGUUGUAGAUGUGGGAAUUGACAUUUGGAUAUGUAAAUCCUUGGUUUGUUUCACCAGAUGUCCAAGGGCUCUGUUCUUUCAAUGUAGGCUAACAUUUCCCUAUAUAGAAGCAUCUGGAAGCUGGCCAGUACUGGAAGCAAAACAAACCGCUCGCCCUCACUGGAAAAUUGGUACCUCAGUAUGUGGUAAAACAAUUCAUCAGUUUCUGCCCAGACGUCUGCACACUCCUAUCCUAUUUUGUAGCACACUUUCAAGUUCAGCUGAACUGUCCUUAAGAAAGAAAGGGUCUGGGUUGGUUUAUACUUUUCUCUAAUCAAAAAAUGCUGUUUUGAUUUUCAAAGCACUUAAUUUAAAUAUUGUCAAGUGUGUCUUUUUAUAAAAUUUGGUUAUUUGUGUUGGUACAGGUAUGCAUUCACUUGUGCAUUAAACCAUUGAGAUAGUUGAAGCACGUGAUAUAGCUGGGAAGGGCCAAACUAGAUGUAACUCUAAUUGUGUACAGGCAUACAUAUGUGUAAAUAGCAGCUGUAGCAGAGCCUGAAUAGCAUUGAGGUAACAUGGGUGGGGAGGAAGAGUUUAACCCUUUCCCUACCAUAGUCCCAAUGAAAAUCCCUUUCCUCAAAGCUGCUUCUGCACUUUCCUCCUAACGCAAAUAGCCACUUGGGUUUUUUACCCUUCUUGGAACCAAGGUAGGGGAGAAAGGGUUAAACUCUCCCCACCCCCCACAAGCACCCUGCAGCCCUGAUGCUGCUUUAAGUCCCUGUGGCUGCUAUUUUGUAUUUUAAAGCACAUGCCAAUUGCCUUCAUGCAUCAAAUUGUUGCAUCAAAUUUGGCUAUAAGCACUGCUACUCUGGGACUGGUUAGUGCCUAAAUGGGAGAAUAAAUGAAUCCUAUGUGUACUCCUUGACUUCUAACACAGAAGAAACAUGGGAUAUAAAUUAUGCAGUUACUACUACUAUAGCAUUGACUGUAUCAUAAAUUUAAAAUAUAACAUUAAUACUAAUAAUUGUAUUUAUCAUUGGAAUUCAGAUUUUGAAUGAAAACAAAACAUGGUACCAAUCUAGAAUGUUCAAAAUGGACAAAUGUUUCUCAAUCCUCAUAUCUAUCUGGUUCUUAAUUAUAGAUGUGGAUGCCACCUGCAGUGACUUUGAUUUUGGAACAGCCUUGCAUAUUGCUGCCUUCAACUUGUGUACAGGAGCUGUAAAGAGUUUAUUGGAACAUGGAGCCAACCCGGCCUUUAGGGUGAGGUUUUGAUUUGCAACCAAUUUUGGUUCAUCUGUCUAUAUUUAACUCCCUCUUACAGGGAGAUUGUCAAAAUGUGUUUUUCUCUAGUUAGAUAUUGACAAAUGAAAACUGCUUUUUAUUUUUUUGCAUGGGGGGGGGACAAAUACUCUUAUCUCUCACUCCAUUUUAGGCUUGAACAUAUAGUAGUCUUCAGGAAGAAUUCAGAUUCCUAGAUGCCAGCAUUGACUUUUUCUGAGCUGCAUGACCAAUUGCCUUGUAUUUUUAAGUUUCCUGUGCUUUAGACAUUUAGCUAGAAAACAAUUUAACUCCUGACCACGGGUUAUUUAAUACCCAAUUAUCAAUGUCACAGCUCUGUUUUUGAAUCCUGUUCAUCCUGUAUCUCAUUAUCAUAAUCAAACUUGUUCAUAUUCUGCUUUUCCAGUUAAUGCUCCAAGUAGCUUAUAUUGUAAGCUGCCCCUGUGAUUCCCAGAUAAAGGGUGGUAUAGAAAUUUAAUAAAUAAUAAUUAUUAUAUGUCAGAAAAACAGUUAAUCAAUAUAUAGACACAUCAAAGCUAGUAAUAAAUAUAUCAAACGCAUUACAUAAAUUUUGGUUGAUAUCUGGCAUUGAAUUAUGCAAGUGGAAGAAAUGGGAAUUCCUCUCCCCGCACCUGGGCGCUCCCCCAUGUGCUCUGCAAAUCUCUUCUGGAGGGUUGCCCAAACAUCUGCAGCAGAUUUGGAAGCUGCAGAGGAGAAAGAAAGGAGAAAUCCUUUGCAAGUGGAAGUCCGUUCUUCUGCGAACAGACACAACUGGAUGUUACCCGCAGUAUUUUAUACCUAUAUUAGGUAUAAAAUACCUAAUAAAAUAAGAAAAUGUUCACAUUAACAUUCCCUUAAGCACCUAAAUCCACUCCCUUACUACUACGUGUUUUGUUCUACAGAAUGACAAGGGACAGACUCCAGCAGAUGUGGUUCCUGACCCGGUGGACAUGCCACUAGAGAUGGCAGAUGCAGCAGCCAGUGCUAAAGAAAUUAAGCAGAUGCUCUUAGAUGCAGUGCCUCUGUCUUGUGACAUUUCCAAGGCCCUGCUUCCAAACUAUGAUAAUGUCACUGGCAAAGAUAUGCUUGGAUCCCUUGGCCUGAAGCUUGGAGAUCGGGUUGUCAUUGCAGGACAGAAGGUAUGUCGAAAAACAAGCUGCAGAAGGGAAGCAGUACGAUGGGUAUGAGGAAGGGCCUACUGUAGAUAGCAGUACUGGCAUGGUAUGUAUCUAUAGGGGGAAGCUUCCUAAGCUUUUCACCCUUGCAAAAAGGUUCAGUAGCAAAGGGUUCUGCAGGUUUUAACUCGGGCCUUAUUCAGCUUGUCGGGUAUAUUGUCCUGAUUAUAUCUUGGCCCACAGUUAUUGCUCUUCACAGUUGCUUCUGUUGUAAUUCAGCCAUAUAUAUAUAUAUAUAUAUAUAUAUAUAUAUAUAUAUAUAUAUAUAUGGGUUAUACAUAUAUAUAACACAUUUGCUUCAGUGCCAGUAAGAUUCACAGUAAUUCUGUGCAAGUGGGAUUUUUAGAUGAUGACAAACCCUGCUUCUGCUCUGAAAUGUAAUAACGUAUAAAGUCAUUUCCACAGCUGUGUAAGCAAACAGGAAAUGAAAGCUGUACAUAAAGCUUUGUUUCCACUGUGAAUCUUCACCACACAUGAUGCAGGAGGAAGAAUCAACACUGGUUAGUGAAGUCUACAUUUGAUUCUGGAAAAGUUUCUCAGCCAUUUGCUGUAAUGAGCCAGUGGAGAUUAGUUUUUAAAGGGCAUUCAUAACUCUGCAUCCCGUGGAUAGGUCAGCAGAUCACACCCACAUAUAAAAGUCAUAAGCCUUGCCUACACCAGGGAGAUGCAGCUGUUCUGUGUCCUAAAACCAAUCAACAGAACACUCUGUCGGAGUGACUUACUGGGGCUUUCAAAAAGUUGUUUUCCCACAUUGUUGCUCAUGUAAAACUGAAGAACUCUUUGCAUUUCAAGAAUUUUACAGACUAUAUGGAUCUACCCUUGCUAGCAGAAACUUCCUGAAAUUCAGUUAAAUGAGUAAUACUGGAAUAUGGGAAUCUGCAAGUUACAAGUGCAAUUGGUUUAUUACCUUUUAAUAUAAAAAAUGGAGUGGAAUGUCCUGUGUGAUUUUGCUCUUGAGGCACUUGUGAUUUGUUGCAAAAUACCUGUGUCGUAUAACUGCUCCGGUUCAUAUUUCCAACAAAUGAAUAAAAGACAGAUUAAUUCUUAGCCUCUCAAUAAGUUAACUACUUUCAGAGUAGCACAGUUAGUUUUUCUUGGAGGAAAAUAAAUCUUUAGCUUUUUACUAAUUAAGAGUGUUACAUUUCUGAUCAUUUGUAAGUGGGUUUUUUAUAGUUGAUGCAAUUUUUGUAAAAUAACUAAUAAAUGUUCAGAAAUCUCUGGUUUGUGUAUUACAUUCUUUACAAGUAUGCUUAAUUUAGCAGGAAGUUUGAAUGAGCGAGGACUACAUUUGGGAAGCUGGGUAUCUCUACAUCUUAGACUCUGGAUGUUAAAACAUUGUAAGCAUCCAUCUCUACAUAGAAUCAGAGUUCAAGGGGUCUUAAAGGCCAUUUGGUCUGUGACCUGCUCAGUAUAGGUGUAUCCCCAAUAAAUUGCUGCCUAGCCUGUGCUUGAAGUCCUCCUGUGACAGAGAGUCCACCAUCCUCUUGAUAACUGGUUCCACUGUUGAGCUGUUCUUACAAAUGUUAAACCAAAAACCUACCCUCCUGUGAUGCAAGCCCGUUGGAAUAGCAGCAGACAAGUCUUUGCUGUGUUCAAAUAUCUGAAGGGUUGUCUCUUAGAAGAGUGCUUGUGUUAGGGUGGGACAGAUCCAUGACAUAAAAAAUACUGCACUUGAACUCUUCCCCUCCCCCAGAUACCUGUAUUCAGUCUUCACACUGCUGCUCCUUUUUUCUUUUGAAAAUAACCCAUUACAAAGGUUGAUGCAUAGUUUUUUACUCCCUCCCCUCUUAGGUUGGCACAUUAAGAUUUUGUGGCACAACAGAGUUUGCCAGUGGACAGUGGGCUGGCAUAGAAUUGGAUGAACCUGAAGGAAAAAACAAUGGAAGUGUUGGCAAAGUACAGUACUUCAAGUGUGCACCAAAACAUGGUAUAACUUUUUUUUUAUUUGAGAUGCAUUGCCUUGCAGAUGCUUUAAUGGAAUGCCUUUUUACUUGGCCACAUAUAUAUCAUGUUAAGCAAUUUCCCCCACUUGCUGGAUGUUUCUCUGAUUGGAAAUUGGACUUUUGGGCUUAAAAUAAAAUGCAUGGUUCCUGUCAACAAUUUUCAACAACAAUAGUUUUGCUAAGUUGUUAGUUAUCAGUAGUGUCCCCUUCUUUGCUUGCCAUACAGAUAGUAAUUUAGAUGGAUGUUUGCUGUGGAUGUUACUAGUGAUAAUGUAAGCAGUAUACUCUAUCCCUCUGAUAGCUGUGAUAGCCCUAUUUCUUAAGAAAGAUAAUUGAAGGCUAUAGUUAGGAAAGAUGGCAGCGAUGGCAAAAUGGCUAGGACACAAGUCGUGAGGCCAGUUCUCAUCUUAGUCGCAAGCUUGUUUGUGCAAAAGCUUAAGUAUUCAUUUUAGUGUGCUUCAACUCCUAUCCAUAAGAGGAAAGUAGAAUACUUGAAGCAGCAUUUAAGACUGCCUACAAAAGUGUCAGGUACUUGGCCGUUAUUUAAAUACUUGAACAGUCAUAAAUACUUGAAUAAGGUUAUCAAGGAGUAGCUGAGCUCUGCAAUUAAUAUCUUAUAUUUCUCUUGUGUGUCUUCUCUGCCAGGCAUCUUUGCACCUCUCUCUAAAAUAAGUAAAGCUUCAGAACACAAAAAGAAUGCAAAGGUUUCUUCCUCGCGACCUUCUCCCGCUGUCAAGUCCAAGAAAAUUGAUGUAACGCACAUAACGUCCAAAGUGAAUUCAGGUAAGCAUGGUAGCAUCAAAGCCAAAAAACAUGUUAGGAAGAUGACCUAUUUUUCAGUCCAAAAUCACAACCCAUUGUUUGCAGGCAAGUGCUGUGUUGUGUCAGAGGUUAAGUAAUUAAAAAUUGUAUAAUAUUUGGUAGGUUUAGGUCAGAUCAGGGAUAAACUUGCUUUCCCAAGAUGGUUUUUAACCUCUUUUCCACAUGUUAUUGUUUUGAGUGUAUGUAUUGUGGUACUUGUUUUACUUUUCGAAACCACCUUGAAAUUUAGUUACACUUACCUUUGUUAAACCUGCGAACCCGUUGAUGUACCUGGGCUCCUUUGUUGAGGGAAGAGUCAGCCCUAGCCCCCCACCUGCUGGAGCAAACAGGCCUUGCAGAUGAGGAGGAGAUGCAGCUGCGCUGGCCUCUGUGGAUUUGAGAAGGCAGGAAUUGUGACUCCUCCCCUGAAGGCAGCAUCUUUUGUUGUGGUUAGCUCUUGGUUGUGAGCUGCAAAAUCCUUUAUAGAUCAUGUCCUCAUAGAACAUAGACAGCUGCCUUAUACCAAGUCAAGUGUUUGGACAUGUGGCUUAGUGCUGUCUGCACUAUCAGUGGCCUUCCAUUGUUCCAGGUAGGAGUCUUGGAGUUGCUAUGGACUCAGUUGGUGUGCAUUGCAUGUGCUUCACUCACUGAGCUAGGAUCCCAUCCUUCUCAUAUGUUUCUGUACACCCUCUUCUGUUUUGAUAUUCUGUUAGUGGUGCAGAUUUUAAAAGAUUAUUUUUUUUAACAUUUAAAUUGUGGAUUCCUCAACCUCUCACCACCUGUUCAACACUGUCCUUUAAAAUUUCCAUAAAACCUGGGGACUUCCGGGUUGGCGCCAUCGCCGAAUGGCGGACUCCCUCCGAGCUCCGGAGGGAGUCUGCUCGGCAGGGGCUGGGUCCUACCGCGCCGGCGACGCGGGGACCCUUAAAAACCACGGGCACGGAGUCCGUGGACAUGGGUGACUCGGCUUGCACCAUUAGCGCCCUCCCGACUCGUGAAGGAGCCUUUUAAAGGCUUCGGAUCGGGUGCCGGGGAGCGGCGUGGUGCUUGAGUCCUCUGCUUUCCUGCCGAGCGCAGCCGCAUGCCAUUCGACGGAGAGCGCUGACUUCUUCCAUUGAAAAUUUGGACUAUUAACAACAACCCGUGAGUAAUUGGGAAACCGGGUUUAAAAUUUCGGAUUUGGCACGAGCGGGGGCGAUUUAAAAAGGAAGUCAAUCCCCCUACUGUAAGCAUUCCAAAACAAGGACUGGGUAACCAAGGUCCAAAGGGAAGUAUAUUCUUGAUAAAAACCAUUAAUUUCACGAUGGGAAAUUAUAAGAACUGUGCUGGAGGAGAAGAGUGGAGGGUGAGAAGAAAAAUGCAACCCCCUGGGAACCGGGCGAUUCGUGGAGCCUGGUGAAGAGAGACGGAGACUUUGACAGCUGUCAAAGUGGCUGUCAAAGUUGGAGAAUAUAAAGAGGACUUUGUUAUGAGGACUUUGCCGGUUAAUUUUGCUACAAUUUGCUACAAUAUGGAUAUAAACUGUUGGAAAAUAAGCAACAAUUUGACUUUUGGAUUAGAGGAUACAAAGUUAUUACAAUCCCCCUAGAGGGGUUUCGGGAUAUUACAAGAACGGUCGUAAGUGGAAAAAUACUCUGGGAUUCGCACAGGACUUGUUAUCUUUUGGGAAAGCUGCAAAACUGAAAUAGUAUUUUGUCUACAGAGGUAUUUACAUUAAAGGAGACAAUAGAAUUUUCUAUUGAAGAAAGGAAGGGACUGGACGUAAGUUUUGUUCCUGAAUAACAAACCUCUGCAGAGAUACCAGAUUUCUGAAUUAGAAAGUUUUAGCAGCUGAACAGGACAAGAAACCUGAGAAAGUGAGGAAAAGAAGAACAAAGGACUGAUUACGACACGGAAAGAACAACGGGAGGAGUGGUAAAGAUCAAGGAAAUUAAAGGCCUUUGUUAGAUUGGACACUUGAAGUUACAUAGUAUUAAUAAAUUAAAAGAAAACCGGCAAGAUGGUAUCGGGGAGUGAUUUGGUCAUGAAUUGUGACGGCCAAGCGGAUACUGCAUAGUCUGAUGGAUAUGGGAAUUCAAACCGGGAAGGGGGAGAUUUGAAAUCCAAAGGCUGUGUAACCAUCUUUUGAAUUUUUCUAUAUCUUUUAUUUUUAUUUUUUACAUAACUUACGCAUGUCAUUUUAUUUUGAUUGGACGUGUUUAAAAAAGGGAAUUCGUGGAAGGAACUGGGGUGGAUCUUGGGAAAAUCUUUUUCUUUUCUUGUUAAUGAUGUGGGACGGUGGUAAGAUUUGCACAAUUCAAUUUGGAUAGUGGGUUAAACAAAUUAAGCUUUAAAUUGGGAGUGAGAGCUUGUAGAACUAAAUUAAGGAAAGGGGAAUACAGUCGGGGGGGGGGGGGAGUCCCAGAAAGUAGAUAAUGAAAGUAAGGUUUUUAAAUAUCUUUUUUUUCUUUUUCUUUUUUUUCUUUGUAUUUUUAUAUUUUUGGAAACUUUAAUAAAUAUGAUUUAAAAAAAUAAAAAAUAAAAUUUCCAUAAAACCUGUCCCCUCUUAUAAAGACUUUGGCUCUAGGACUCUAAUAGUUAAGCCUGUCCGUUCCUCAGGAGGUGGGGGUUUUGUAGUUAUUUUGCUUGAUGGGGAAACUGUUCCCCACCUAACCUUGACUCAGUGGAGCCACUGGUGAGAGAGACUGUUCUAAUAGAUGUGGCAACUAAGCAUAGCUUUUAAAAAUACUGUUUUUUCCUGUUGAUACUCUUUUUAAAAGGAAUGACAUGGUUUGGGGCAUUGGGUUAAAUUUUAAAAUUCAAAUUCUCUGAGUAAUGGCUGUUUUGUCAGAUUUUCUCCCAGAAAAGUAUUCAUAAAUUGAUAUGUAAACAUGUUUGUUCUUGCUCGUCAUGCUGGUCUUAUUGAGGCUGGUCUGAUAAACAUCUAAUAAUAGAGUACAUUUAUGAAUUAGUACAAAAAGCAGCUCAGCAGCCAGAUGAAGCCAAUAGAUAUGCAUUUAGUUGAUAAAUAAUAAAUUUCUGCCCUUUAUGUUUUCUGCCAGAAAAAUCAGCUGCAGACUUGUUCUCUGAUAUUAGUAGCAUGUCUAUCAAUGUGGAAUAGAAAACCCAUGGAACAUUACUAAGGCUGAUUACUAUUUUCCAUGCAUAGAUUAUGAGGGAUGCUACUGUUCUGACAUAGGCUAUUCUCUUAGGAAAACAACUGAUUCUAUUGUAAAAUACUUCUAUAGGUAAAUGUAUUCAAAAGUGCUUCAAAAGUUGUUGGUGCUAGUACAAAUAAAUUUGGGGGCAUAACUUUAUGUGAUAUUGGAAAUCUGUGAUUAGAAUACCUUUGUGAUUGAAUAAAGUAGUCAUGCUGUUUUGGGGUAUUUUCACAUCCUUUGGUCUCAUGAGUCUGGCAUGUCAGCUUUUCAGCCAGGGCUGUUGUCCAUGCUCUGGAGGUACCUUGCUUCCAUGUUCAAGCCCAAGGCGGUGUGCCCUCGCAUGACUAUUUCCAUACAUGCUGAUGUCAGGAGGAAUGUUAAAAGUUCUUUAGGAGCAAUUGGUGGAGUAGACAGGUGCUUUAUUCCAAGUAAAGCAAGUUGAGGACCGGGUUGUAGGUCUGUUUUGUAUAUUAAACUGAAUACUUUAAAUUCCAAAACCCAAAAUGGGUAAAGAGAUUCGCAAUACCACCACAUAUGUAUGUAAUAUCCAGUCUCCCCACAUGCUUUCCAAUAGGUUGAUGUUGCUCCUGGUAUCAUGUGGGAUAUUUGCACAUGCAUAGCAUUUUAAAGAAGUUCUGUAACCCUAUUAAUGGGUGAUAAAAAAACUAUAUAAAAAAAAUAGCAAUUAAGUCCUUUUUUCAAUCCUGUGCUGAAAAGGGGCAAGAAAUAAGAAAGACACCUUAGUUCUGAAUAUUCUUGUUUGUUCAGAUUGUUAUUGUUUAAAUCAGGGCUGCUGAGCCCACAGUCCACAUCUGGCCCACAAAAUAGUUUCUAGUAGCCUAAUAGCCCACUGCAAAAAAUAGGCACGACUUCUUUCCAUAGAAAAGUGCCUCUUCUCCCUCUGGUGCAGUGCCAUUUGAGUCAAUGUCUUCUGAGUUUCCGUCAGAGGUUUUCUCAAAGUCUGAUGCCUGAGAUCACUUAACUUGGAAUCAACUUGGGAAUCCUCUCAUCCAUUCAAGGCAUAAGUUGCACUACUGAACUUUUCAGUAUUUUGUCUUCUUGUGGGGAAAAUAAGACUUGGUAUUCUUACUCAUAGGUGUUUUACUCAUAGGUGUAAAAGGAUGAGGGAAAUCUCUUGAUACGACUCACAAAUUUUGUAGUAGUAGUUGGAUUUUUAGGUGAUCUUGUUCUGCUGCCUGUUUGCUGUUUGGAAGGUAGAAGAAUUAUUACUAGACUACGAUGGUUUCAUUGAUUUGGUUUGGCUCACAGGCUUAUCUGCACUGAAAAAAGACAGCACCCCAGAUUCCACAUUUUUGGGCAGCAAAGAAGGAAUGAAAACUCCACCUGGUAAAGAAGGUAUGCGUUCUUUAGAUAUUUUUGGCUUCUGUACUUGGCGUGACUUAAGAGAAAUCCCAUAACAGUCUCUCCCAAAGAGAACCGUAGAACUAUGCCACUUAAAACUAUUUUGUUCCUGUAUUCUGGCUCCAUAAAGCCCUGUGAUCACUUCACUAAGGUCUUAUCCACACUUACCUUUCCUCCACUCUUUCUAGGCAUGGCCUGUAAUUUAAACUUCCAUGUCCGAGUGCCCCAUCCCUCUGAAGCUUUAACGGAAUAAACCCCAAAAUCAGCGCAAACGUCAAUCUGCACAAAACCCCGAAUUGACAUUUGCUCUGAUCCAGCUUUGGAGAGUGAGUUUUCACAGAGAAAGCUCUGGCAGGGGUGGGGAGCCUGCUCUGCCUGGAAAGAGUGGGGCAAAAAGUAAAUGUGGAUCAACCCUAACAAGGAGGAAUGUGGUGCAUGUAUGGGGUGUAGGGAAUGGAAUUGAGCAGAACUAGGUGGAAAAGCUCAACUCCUUUGAUGCUUAGUCCCUCUCUGCUGGCCACCCUUCCAGGUCACAUCUCUAGAUGCUGCAUCCCACAGACCGCAUUGCCACUUGAAUCAGUUGCAUUCCUUAACAUGAGAGUCUCAUUGUUAUUGGCCAGAAGGGGAUUUUUAUAAUGAAGAUGUGCAAUCCUUCUUUGCAAGUUGCACUGCUUAUGGCAAUCUUGAUAGGCCUUGCAAAAUUCAAGGGCUUUCCCCCCCAUAUGAUAGCCAUGGACACGCUAAGGUCACACAUUGUAAGAUGCUGUAGCAAUUUAGGAGCUCUUUGUGAUGUCAUCCCGCAAUGAUACAGGUCCACGCUAAAGCUUAGUACAUGCAGCUGCCCGCCCAAACUCACAGUUUCCAAUACAGGUAAAAGGCUGCAAUCCAACCUCCUCCCCUCUGCUGCUGUGGCUUUGCAGAGCAAUAGCUCCACUGUCGCACCUGCAUCCCUGCAGCAUGUGAUGGGUGGAGUCAAAGAUGUUGGGGGCUACGCCAUCCUGGAGCUGGUGCAGUGAUCGGAUCUGAUGCCUUCAUGUGAUAAGCAGUGAGACAGGCUUGGGGUCAGACUCAGACCAGGCUGGAUCAGUCCUUCUGUGUGACUGCAGCAGCCCAUUUCAGGGGCCUUCCAAUGGCUGUGACCUGCUAGCAUCCCACCAGCAGCACUCCCACUUGCAGGUUUGGUGGGUGGAGGGGAAGGGCAGCACUGAUGGAGUGAUGCUUGUGCUGGCUGGUGGGAGGCCAGCUUAGAUGGGAGAUCUGAGCAGAGCGAUAUCUUCGCCCAAUCCAGCCCUCUCCCUCGCCUGCCAGCCUGGCACAAGGGGGAUUUGGACUGCUCUGUUGCCAAGAUAUCCAGUUUCAUGGUUGAGAUACACCAAGGGUCAAGAUCUUAACUUAGAAUAGGGCAGGAGAGGAAGCCAUACGAAGAGAAAAGCUAGAGAUAAAUCUCUUUAGGCAGCUUGAACAUCAAGAUUUCACAAAUUGAAAUGAAAGUGAUUUACCUCCCAAUCUUAUUUUAUAGACUGGAUUUUAAUAUUAAUACGGUGCAUAAUAGCAUGCAGUAGGCACUAAUCCACGCACUUCAUAAUUCACCCGCAAAAUGUCACACUCCCUGUUUCUCAUCAAAGAUUUAAUAGAUUGGCUAUCAAAAGCAAAAGGCUGGUGUCUUUUAUUACUUGAGGCGGCAUUAUUUUUACAAUUAUGCUCCCUGCUUACAAGUAUUACACAAUAUUAAAGUGGGUUUGAAAGAUUGUUAAGUGGUGUCCAUCAUGAAAAGUUAGCUUUAUGCAGAUGGUUUCUUUUCUUCUCUUACUUGGGGGAAUGACAUCUUUGACAUCUCCUGUCUUGUAUGCAUCUUUUUCUUUAUUUUGUGUGUCUGAAUAAUUCUUUGGUUUCUUCUUCCUUUUUUUUAAGAAAAUGCAACUUCCCUUGGAUCCAACAGCUCUUCCUCUUCCACUACAUCUUUAGACAGCAAGCAGAAUUGCUCAAAGAAGUGGAAUACCGCAAGGAAAAAUAAGAAGGAAGACUUGAAAAGCCAUUCUGCUGCAACGAAAGGUAUGCUUUCUCCACAGUUGCUUUUUAAAUAGUUAUGUGAAGACAGUGGUGGCACUAAGAGGUCCAUUUCCUUUAAGUGUAAAUCUGGGCUUUUCUUUCUGCAGCUAUUAAGAUAAAAACAAGUCAUUUGCAGACUUCUAGAUGAGUUUUUUGUAGUUGGAGUAUGGGUGGGAUUACAAGGCUGAAUUAACCAUUUUGGCAAGUGCCACCUUGUGGACAGCAUGAACAGGUCCUGUUGUGGCCAGAUCUUCCUAAUGUGGAAACUGCCUCUCCUGUUCAUGCAUCAUCACAUGGUGGUAGGAGAGGCCGUGUUCCUACCUGUAUGUGUUUUCAUAGCUCUAGGAUACUCAGAUACUUGCCACUCAUAAAACUACUAUGAUGUGACUUUCUAUAGUACUUAUUUGAGUAGGCUAACACGUUUCAUACAGUUCUUAAGGUGUGUGUAUAGACAUGCCUAAAAAUGAGAAGUGAAGCUGCUGUGGAAGUGGACCUGAAGUGUUUAGGUCAGAUAUAGACCUCUCUCCAGCAUUCAGCUUAGGGGAAGCCACCUCUACCACUUGUCAGAAGAAACCAGCUGUAUACAGCACUGAUUGGCUAGCAUUUGUGUCAGUAAGAACUGCCCCUCACAACUAUCCCUGGAAUACUUUUUCAACUUUUAGAAACACUGGCUUGAUUUUCUAUAAUAGAAAGUGCUGAAUGAACUUUUCAAUACCCAUAUAUGUGGCAUUUUAAACAGUUAGUUAGAAAGGUAGACAGCCCAGCUCAACCACUGAGUGUGAGUGAAAAAUGCACACUUGAGAGUAAGCCCCAUUUAAUUCAGUGGGACUUAUUUCUAAGUAAACAUGCAUAUGUUUGGCUGUCUAUUAAUUAAAAAUCCAAAGCAAGUGCAUCUGUCAUUUGCAGUGGGAAGCUGAACUCACCCUGCAGGAGAAAAAAAAUGCAUCAUCUUCUUGAUUUGAAGUAAUGUCUAUACUUGGCCGUGAGUACUCCAUGUAGCUUUCUAAAUUAUUAUUCAGUCUUCCCCUGUAUUAUACUAAAAUUAAUUUAGAAACUCCCUUUUUCCAAGAUGCUAGCCUUUUGUGGCUUCAUGAAUUAACCCCACAAGUGAAAGAAGGAAAUAAAUUUCCCAUUGCAAAUGGGAGCAGAGAUCUGAUUCCCAUAGCCUGCUACAAUUUUGCUCCUAGUUCUUAGUUUCUAAAACUUUUUGGGUAUGCCCAUCUUGAUUCCAUAUAAUUUGUGUAUUUUAACUUAGCCUGGAGACCGCAUAGGCAUAUUUGAUUAGCUCUCUGGACUUGCUGCUGAGAUCUUCUUUAGUUUUAUUUGAGGCACCGACUAUAUUGGUUCAAUAUACGAAUAAAUAUUAAUGGUCCUUUUCUCUUACGUUAUUCAAAUAUCUUCUCCAUUUCCUUAAAUCUGGUUGAACAGGAAGAAACAACACUUUUCCAUCUUCAAGAAGAAAUCCUUUUGAUGAAGGGGAGAUUCAGAUUGGAGACAGGGUACUGGUGGUAGGACAGAGAACUGGAAUAGUUAGAUUUUAUGGGACAACUAAGUUUGCACCAGGUAAGCUUUCUGCGUGAACAUUUAGGGCAGAACUAGGAUUGCCUAGUGUAUUUUAGAUCUGUGACUGAAGCUAAGACUUUUGUCAGAGAAAAUAAAGCAUUUAAUUUGUUUCCUGGGCUUCAUUUUUCAGAAGAAUUUACAUUAUAGCUUCCAGUAAGAAACAAUGUAAAAUGUUAGUUAAAUACUAUAAAAUACCAAUUCAAAACAAAUAAAGUGAACAAUCCAUGUAAAAUAAAAUCUUAAAGCAGAUUCUUGUAAACAGAGAUGGCAGAGAUGAAGUUGGAAUUUGAACCUGGAACCAUCUGCAUGCAAAGCAUUGCUGAGCUAUGUGUCCUUUCAAAAGCAGUUGUGUUGGCAUCAUAAAAAUAUCAGCCAGCAUAAAACCAAAGAUUUCAUUUUUUGCUGAAGAAGUCUGACCUCUAAUAACUACAUACACAAAUUCAAUGGCAUUUGUUCAGCCCACUCAGUCAAGUGUAUAGUGCUUGCAGAUAAAUAAUCUGAGUAAUUUCCAAACUGUACUUUAGUAUGCAAGGAGCAGGAAGCAUAAGUGAUCUGCACUUCCUGUUUUGGAUAUUUCCAAGCUGAACUACCAGUCAACAGAUGGUGCAAAGCUCAUUAACUAUUGUAUGCGACUCUAAAAACGGAACACAUUUUACUUGUCCACAGGGCAUUUAGGGACUAUUAAACUUCGCCUCUGCACGCUGCUCUGCACACACACAUACCCCAGUUAUCACCCUGAACUUGCUUGGAUUCGGGGGGCGGGGGGCGGGCGGUGGCAUUUAUAGUUUAUUCAGAACUGAAAACAAUUAUCCAAAUAGCACCACUAUUUGACACUGGGACUAUAGGUAUAGUGCUUAUUUUGGUGUGUGAGACUUAACUUUACUACGUAUGGUGCUUAUUCUGUUAAAAUAAAUGGUAUGGGUGGCUGGGGAGGGAGGAAUCUAUCUCAGAAAACCUCUGAUGUGUGUUUUGACCUCAGGGAAAGCUUGCUCUUUUGCAGAAAAACUCCUCCCUGUAGCAUCUUACUUCAGAUGACAGCUUUCAGUAGUGAGCCAAGGCAUAUUUAGUUGCAUAAGUGUUGCUGCUGAUAAACUGGCAGAGAAUCUGUCGCUAUUUCUUUUGAAGGCAGGAAGAAAACAACUCUUCCCCAGCCGAGCCUUUUAAAUGCAUGAUGGAGUUCUGGCUGCUUCAGCUUGUAAUUAGCAUUGCCCUUAAAAACUGCACCCUAAGCGCCAAAUGACUUGAAUUUUAAUGUUGAGUCUUAAUGGAGUUGGAUAGCAUGAGAAAUAGGGCAUUAUGGAACUUUCUUCAGAAUUAGCAAAUGCAACACAGACUGUAGUGUUUAAAUGAAAGUGUUGCUGUCUGAUGACUUUCUCGGUGCCCUGUGAGGAAAUAACUUUUCAAGAAAGCUCCAUAAAACAAUUUAUUUGCUUCUUACAGUGCACACUAGAAGGUUCUUAUAUGUUGGAAGACAAGUGAAUGAAAGCAGCAGCAGUUCAAAGUAUUGCUUGCACACUUUUGGAUCAGGACGAAGAAGGCAGCCUUGACCGUGUACAUUUAGAGGCCCACAGUUCUGAAAGCUUUAUUGCACGGUCUUACUUGGAUGCACGGCGCUGUGGGUUAAACCACAGAGCCUAGGACUUGCCAAUCAGAAGGUCGGUGGUUCAGAUCCCCACCAAGGGGUGAGCUCCUGUUGCUCGGUCCCUACUCCUGCCAACCUAGCAGUUCGAAAGCAUGUCAAAGUGCAAGUAGAUAAAUAGGUACGGCUCUGGCAGGAAGGUAAAUGGCGUUUCCGUGUGCUGCUCUGGUUCGCCAGAAGCGGCUUAGUCAUUCUGGCCACAUGACCGGAAGCUGUUUGCGGACAAACACCGGCUCCCUCGGCCAAUAAAGUGAGAUGAGCGCCGCAACCCCAGAGUCAUCUGAGACUGGACUUAACUGUCAGGGGUCCCUUUACCUUACUUGGAUGCACAACACUUUAGAAGCCUCUCCUCCCCCGCUUUCCUUGCCUUUCUAAAAUCUUUAUACAGAGGAAUGAGAUUAAGUGCUACUUCAAAAGUUGAAGCAACAUUUGGAGAGAAUGCUUAUUCAUCUUGAUAGCUUCUUCAAGCUGAUCUAUUUAAGAGGCGUUCUUUUUUCUCUGCUCUCCAUUCCUACUCCUUUUUUUUGCUAAUUGUAGAUUUAAAUUUGCCAAGAGCAGAAUGCUUCUGUGGCAUACAGGUAGAUAGCUGUAGUGAGCAACAGCAAAACUGAAAAGAGUGCAUCUUUGCCCUACCCGUGACUCUCUUAAAACAUCUGGUUUUGCAGGGGUUUGGUGUGGAAUAGAACUGGACAAACCUCAUGGCAAGAAUGACGGUUCAGUUGCAGGCAUGCAGUACUUCAGCUGCCUCCCCAGAUAUGGUGUCUUUGCACCACCAUCGAGAGUGCAGAGGUAAGUGCAGAGUUCAUGACAUCAGGACAAAAUGGGUUUGGCUUCACAGUUUGACCCAGACUACGUCCGUCCAUUUGGAGGGAAACCCAGAGGAGUCCCAGCACAGGUCUGCUACCAAAAUAUAGAUCAUCUCUGUUCUUUGACUAGAUUAGUUGAGGGGAGCAAUCUGUCUUUGGAAGGCAAAACAACAUAUAUGCAAAGGAGAUUAGAUGAGAGCACACAGGCCAGAGGAAAUAGGAAGUUGAAUUACAGCAGGUGGUGUGUGGGGAGUGUCCUGGAGAUUGUGAAGUGGAAAGAAAAUGAGCUGGAAGCUGAUGGGGAGAAGCAUAGAAGAGUGGCACGAUCGUAGCAGAAGAAAUGGAAGGAGACUUUGGCAGUGCGUUCUAAAUUUCCAGAGCAGGGAAUGGAACAAAGGGAGAAAUGACACUAAAUAAGCAUUGGACUGUUCUUUUUCUUCUUCUUCGCCGCCUUGAGAGAGAGAAGUGUUAAACAUAUUAUUUCAUUUGCAGGCUAGUGGGAUCGCUAGACUCCCUCACAGAUGUUUCAUCAAGUAAAAUGAAUCAUUCUCUCCCCGGUAAGAAUUUGACAAGUACCUGAUUUCAUUGCUUCAUAUUACCUGUGCAAAUUGCAGCAACUGUAGCUACUUGGGGAUGGUGGGAGUGAGAGUGAAAUGGGAAGGCCUCAAGGCAGGAGCUUUUUCCAUUUCUCUCUUCCCUCCCAUUUCGCCUUGUUUUUCUUUAAAGUCUGUAACCCCUCCUUUUUGAAACAAACACAAAAUGAUAUUUUAAAAGGCAUUUUAUUAUUAUUUUCAAUAUUCCUGCUCGGUUCUCAGAACUUCGUAGUGUGAUUGCAAGGGGUUGGACUAGGGGGUCCUUAGGAUCCUUUCCAACGCCAAAAUUCUAUUAUCUUUCUCAGCGAAAUAUGGGCAUAACCUUGCCUACCUGUUGUGUGGUUUUACUGCUGUGUUAAGUUGCCUUUGUUUGUGGACUUGUUUCCUAAGACCCAGGCUCUGGGGCUGACUUGGCAAGAUUUUGAGCUAGUCAUUCUAGACACAGCUCAGCAAUGCUGUGCAGUGUCCAUUACUUUCAGUGGGACAGAUUACAGCUGAAUGGAGCCUGAGAAAACAGCACUGUAAAAAAGGAACUGAAUAAAUUGAGGAGAGGUGAGGAGGAGAGGUUGAGGAGAGGCGAAAGACUUUGAUUUUUGUGUACUCUAUGGAUAUUGAGGGGAAAUAGGCUUAGAUAUUUAUAUACUGGUAUGUAUGCCACUUAAUAGACUGACUUGAAGUUUGUUUUUCUUAUCAUGUUCAGGUUUCCGACGAAGUUUUAGCACAACCUCUGCGUCUUCCCAAAAGGAAUUAAACAGGAGAAACUCCUUUGUCAAGUGAGUGGCUCUUAGAAAAGGGAAUGCAUGUGUUGUCUGCUAUGAUUAGAUGAAUUCAGCACUCUUUUUGUCUCUGGAGGCAUGCAUCUUAGUGACUAACAGUGCAAUCCUAUGCAUGUUUAGCCAGAAGUAUGUCUACUGUGUUCACCGGAGAUUACUCCCUUCCCAGUGUCUUUAGGGUCGUAGCCCACAGAGUCAUUUUGAUAUUGUUGAAUAACUCCCAACACUAAUCCUGAAUGGUUAUAGGAAGUCUCAAUGGCAGUGAUGCUUUUUUGCUUGCCUGCAAGUCUUGUUCCUGCACAGUGAUGGCUGUCAGGAAAAGCUGGCUGUACAUUUUAGAAUUAAUAACUGAAAUCAGAAUGGUAAAGAAAUAGGCCUGCGCCAGGAUCUCACUUCUGAGAAUUAUCGUGCACAUUCCUUGCCAGCUCAAUAGCUAGGCCAAAACGCUCCAGCUGAUACACACACACCAAUUUCCCCACUACCUUUUAACAGGAGCUGGCUUAGGGCCAAACUAGACAGGACAUCAAAUGUGUUUUUGCAUUUAACAUACAUGCUUUUAAAAAUGAAAAUGGUAGGUGAGUUGGGUUAAUAAUUAUUGGGAUCACAGCAGGCAAAGAGGAGACUCUUAACCCUUUCUUCCCAUGCUGCACCCCUGCCAAAAAUAGCUCUUUUGGAGCUGCUAUUUGCAUUGGUAGGAAAACUUCACCAUCUUAUCGUUUUGAAAAGCUCGUUGACCUUGUGGUACAAGGAUACACAGGCUUUUCUCUUGGGUUGAUGAUGAGCGUGUUGCGUGGCCUUUAGCUGAAGGCAUGUUUUACUGCCAUUGCCAAAUCAGAAGCAAUCUGGUCCAUAUCGGGAGGCCCUGAAGUCUUUAUCUUAGUAAGUCAGUGGCAGAUUUCCUCUGUGUGCAUAUGUAAUCUUAGUAUCUUGUGCAUUUAACAAAUGGUCCACCUGUUGCCUCCUUUUAUCUGCCCAGGUCAAAAAAUGCUUCCCUGCGACGCAGCUGGAGCAGCACCACUACGGCCAGCGCUGAGGGGCCCGUCAAGCUUCACGAAGGCUCCCAGGUCCUCCUGAGCAGCUCCAGUGAGAUGGGCAUCAUUCGCUACAUUGGGCCCACAGACUUUGCUCCAGGCAUCUGGCUUGGCCUGGAACUCCGAAGUGCCAAAGGCAAGAAUGAUGGCUCUGUGGGUGACAAGCGGUACUUUACUUGCAAGCCAAAUUAUGGAGUCUUGGUGCGGCCAAGCCGAGUCACUUACCGAGGGAUCAACGGUGCAAAACUUGUGGAUGAUAUCUGCUGAAAGCAAACUCCUCUAGCUCUUGAGAUGAGGGCAUAAGAAAUAAAGCACACAAGACAAUCCUGCCAUCGCCUGCAUGAAGUUCUGCCUUACCCAAAGUCCUAAAACUGCAUUUGUAUAACACUUGCACAGCUCUAGCCAGAUUGGAGUUGCAUUAUGACUCUUGAGGAAUGAAAUCUUAAUAGCUUCCCCUACAGAAUGGUCCUCACCCGAAAGCUGCUUACAUACUAAAAAAACAACUUGGGGUUGAGCAGUCCUGUUAUUUGAAUAAUCUGUUUUUUACCUGGCUCCAUGUUGACAUGCUUUGCUGCUUUACAAAUGAUGUUUCCAUCCCACAUUCUAAUGAAGCUGUAAAGUGACUUGAGAUCGCAGAGCUUGUUAAACAAGCAGCAGGAUUUGUCAACCUGCUAAACAGUCUUCACUUUCUUUGGAAAAAAAAUAGCAAUAAAGAGGGAGGGAAGUGACAGUAUUUAGGGGGAAAAUGUUGUGAGACAGGUAGCUUAUUAUCCAGACAGAUCCUCCAAGCACAAAGCAACCAGUUGAAAAGAGAGAAAAAAUGUGCUCCUUCCAUGCUACAUACAGAAGCAUCCUGAAUAGAAGAAAGGGAAAAAAGAAUAAAGCAGCACAAAUAUAUUCAGGUAAAUAGUAAAAGCACUUUUUGUUACAGUAUAUAGAGAUAUACUGUAUAAUGGACAUGCGUGUGUAUUUUAAAGGCAGCAGCAUGCCAGAAGCACUUUCCAAAAAUGCCAUUGGAACAAGUAUUAAUGCACUUUUAUUUCUCCUCUCUGAAGAGUUUCCCCACUCAAGUUCUGGAGAAAUUAUUUUGUUAGUCAAGACUGAAGCCUGUAACACUGCAACGUUUUGCAUGCAUCAAAUGCCCUUCAGCAAAGCUCUCCAGCCAGCAAUCAGAUUGGCCAACGGGUCAUUUUAAGGUGAGGUAGCAGUAUUGGGUUUAAGAUAAUGUGUGCAUGGAUUUACACCACCUCCUCCUCUAGGAAACGUGCUCACUCAUGGGCAGGUGAUGAGGGAGCCUUUCUUCCUUCUGAUUUUUGACAGUGUUCUUAACCUUGGUUAAAACACCCUAGUUUAGACUGAUGACUACCUUCUGGGAGGAGAAGCUGGUAGAAAGCCUAUGGGAGAUUCCAUGAUUGUUGCAGGUUCAAGUUUCCUCUUCCUCUAGAACCGUCACCUGGUUGACCUGGAACCUUUAGCUUGCCUUACUAUGCCAAGCCACUGCAGGUUGAGUUAGGCCAUAUGGCAGCUGGCCAUCUUGCCCACAGGCCACCAGUUCCUGGCUCUGGGCAGAACAUUUAAGAGAGACCUAUACUUCGGUGCUUGAAUCCCAAAUAUCCCAUGUGCAAUAAGAAUUCUGUAUCACUGUAGACGCCAACCUUAGGAAAAGCUUGUCACAGUGCUAGGUGUUGAAGCCCUUGCCAUUUUUAUAUAAUGUAGUUGCUACAUUGUUGCCUAGAAGCAUGAUGUACCUUGAAAUUAAAAAAAAAACUUUUAAAACAUGAUUAUUUUACUGCACUAUGCUUCUCUUUAAAUAAGUGAGUGAUUAUAAAUUUAUAAAUUGUAUUGUUAAAAAUAUAUCUUAAUUGUUAUGACAUAUUUUGAACCCUUAUUAAAUGGAUUCAGAUAAUUUAAAAGCCACAGAAGCCACUAAGUGGCUUCAUCCUUGAAAAUAAGGGGAAGAAUUCAGUGUAGUGUUAUGGUAACUGCCUCCCUUGUGCUAACAGCAGUUCUUGCACAGCCUUCCACUAGUGGGACUCAUUAGUUGAAUUCUGGCCAAGGUAUCUUGUCAAAUUGCACUCAAAAGUAAAACUACAUUCUAGCUGUCUAUAAAAGUGUAUAGAUAAUAUUUUUAAACAUUGCUAGAACCAUUUCCCCCUGAUCUACAUUAAGCACGACGAAGCUGCAAUAUUGCUUUAUAGCUAAUGGGUAUUUUUAAACUAAGGGCAAUGGUUGUAAACUGUGAUUAUAAACUUGUUCUUAAUUAAAAGCCAUCUGAAAACUGCAGAAAUGCAUUUGAGGAUCCAGAUGCACCUUGAUGCACUGAAUCUUGCCAUGUCUGACAUCUGUUUCCUUGGGUGUUUAAAUGUAUUUUUAAAUGAGAGUGCUGUUAAUGGUCGUUUGGUUUUAACGAUGCCCGUUGCUUUUAAGAAAACUGAGCUAUCACUGACCGAAUAUCCUUUUUUUGAAUCGCUUUCUUAUAAUGUUAACUUGCACAUUAUGCAUUUAGGAUAGAAAGCAGCAGCUGUAGUAUAACAAAACAGAUGUUUUAAACACCUUUUAUGUUUGUAAUAUAUUGAUGUACUCUACAGACAUGCUGAUUUUGAACAUAAAAAUGUUUUGUGCAUUCCCUAUGUAUUGGUCGGAUGGUAUCUUUCUUUUGCCCUCCUCUUCCUCUAGGGAUUGUGACUUACAAGGUAAACAUUGGUACCAUUGAAAGAAAAAUUCUUGCGC